AUGACGUGCAGGGAUUCGCCCGACGUUAGUGGGGGCCGCUCCUCAGGAAUUUGGCCCGCAUUGCAAGUGAUCGACAAAUCUGGAGAAAGUUUGUUGCCUUCACUCCCACUGGACAGGACGCAUCUUACUUCGUUGCGCCCGCCUUAUUUCUUGUACAUACUCCUAAGACCCAAAAGUAGGUAUUCCCAAUCGACGACAUCACCACUCUCUGCUAACGCCAUGCCAGUGGAUGAGGAAAUCGAUCUUUACGAGGUCCUCGAGAUCGAGAAGGGCGCGAGCAAGAUCGAGAUCAAGAAAGCAUACCACAAGGCCGCGUUAGCACAUCACCCCGACAAGGUCGCAGAAGAAGACCGUGCAGAAGCCGAGGUGCGCUUCAAGGCCGCGAAACAAGCCUACGAAAUCCUCUCCGACGAUGAUAAGCGACAUCUGUAUGAUACCCACGGCAUGUCUGCCUUUGACCCCUCCAAGGGCGGCAUGGGCGGCGAGGGGCCCGACAUCGACGACAUCUUUGCGCAGAUGUUCGGCGGCAUGGGCGGAUUCGGCGGAAUGCCAGGUAUGGGUGGCAUGGGCGGCAUGCCUGGUGGACGAAACGUGCCACGGAAGGGACGCUCAGUAGAGCAGGAGUACGAGGUCAGCUUGGAAGAGCUGUACAAGGGCAAGACGACAAAGUUCUCAAACACAAAGAACAUCAUCUGUAACCUGUGCGAAGGCAGCGGUGGAAAGAAGGGCGCAAAGGCGAAUUCUUGUGCUUCCUGUGGCGGGCGGGGUGCAAAGCAAGUCCUCCGCCAGGUCGGUCCUGGCCUCGUCACCCAGGAAACUGUUCCUUGCGGUAACUGUCAAGGCUCUGGCCAAGUCAUCCCAGAGAAGCAGCGUUGUAAGAAGUGCAAGGGCAAGAAGGUCGUCGAGACCAAGAACGUGCUAGAACUCUACAUUCCCCGCGGUGCGCGACAAGGCGAGCGCAUUGUACUUGCAGGAGAGGCAGAUCAACUACCCGACCAGGAGCCAGGCGAUAUCAUUUUCACGCUCACCGAGACGCCACACGAUGUCUUCGAACGCGCAGGCGCUGAUCUGAGGGCCGAGUUGAAGGUUAGCUUAGUGGAGGCACUAACAGGCUUCGACCGCGUGGUCAUCACUCAUCUCGAUGGACGUGGUCUUAAGCUCAACGUGCAACAACCAAACGGCAACGUCUUGCGACCAGGACAGAUCCUCAAGAUCGAAGGAGAGGGUAUGCCCAUGAAGCGCAGCGACGCGAGGGGCGAUCUCUACCUAGUAGUUGAUGUUGAGUUCCCAGAGGAUGGAUGGUUGAAGAACGACGCCGCAGUACAGAAGCUCCGUGACGCACUACCCAAGGACGAAAAGAGCGAGGAGAAGCAUGAAGAAGAGGAGGAAGUAGACGUUGAGUGGGAUGCAGACAUGGAAGAGUACGGCGCUGGUAGCGGUGACCCACGUGCUGGAGGCGCCGAGUGGGAAGACGAUGAUGAGGAGGCAGAGGGCCCUCAGUGUGCGACACAUUCUCAGUUCACACCUACGCAUUCCCCAAGUGUUUUUGGCGCCCACUGGACCGAUCCCGCAGCUCCUUCAUUCAAUCACCGCAAACCUUUCCGUCGUUACUCCGAAAACAACUUCGUCAAAAGGUAUCCUUUUACACAGCCGAUUCGCAUUGAUGCUGAUCCUGCGGUUCAUGGGCAUACCUUCAAAUGCGACUUCAACAUCGACCGUCACAUACAAUGCUACGACCCAAAACGGCCGAUCAUCGACCAACCUAAGAGCUAUCAUGCUUUGUCGUCUGGACAUCUGCUGCCCGGGAAGAUGGCUCAUGGGAUUUGGUUCUCAUAG
Alternaria burnsii is the source of this 1836-nucleotide messenger RNA. RefSeq lists its product as uncharacterized. Bases 1 to 1836 code for a protein of 611 amino acids. Lineage: Eukaryota; Fungi; Ascomycota; Dothideomycetes; Pleosporales; Pleosporaceae. The record is from RefSeq and is a predicted model, not a curated record. Gene Ontology annotation, molecular function: Hsp70 protein binding; ATP binding. Gene Ontology annotation, biological process: response to heat; protein refolding. Gene Ontology annotation, cellular component: cytoplasm. The transcript has 7 exons.